UGUGGCUUCGACUACUCAACGUUACGAUGGCAAGCAACGGGAAUGCUAACAUGGUGGAGGUUCAGAACUGUUACAACUGUGGACAGCCUGGGCACAUCUCCAGAUACUGUCCUUUUCCAGAUCGGCGUCUCAACCAACCUGCUACUUCGACUGCGAUUGUMCCAGCCACUCCUUUGCUGACUGCGCCAGCGGUGACUGUUGGAGCUAUUUAUUCCAAUCAGUAUUCCAAUGGUGGUGGUCAGUGUAGUUGGCUUGGGAAACGGGUGUUCACUUUGGAAGAAAAGGUCGCUAGGAUUAGUAUUAGACAUGAUGCGGAGGAGGCUAGAGAACGAGCAGAACGAGUGGAUGCUGACAAGAAGAAGCGUGAAAAAGAAGAUGAGGAGCGACGUCAGCGUGAGAAACAGGAGCGUGAAGAACAGCAAUCGAAGAUGCACAAGGAGAUGGGUGAAAAGUUGGAUAAGGUGGUGGAGGCAAUUAACAGGAAGAAGACUAACGAGGGAAAUGAAGUAGCUAUUCUUAAAGCCGAAGUCGAAAGACUAAGUCGGUUAAAUGCAGGUGCCAGCACCUCCGCUACUGUGGCACAACUGAGUAACGAGCACAAAGAGUUGGUUCGGCUUCGCCGCGAACAAGCUGAAAUGAAGGCUGCUGCCGACAAAUGUUUCUCAUCGCUGGAAGGUGUUAUCCUUGCACUUCAGAGACAGUGCGAGGACGCUGAGAACAAUGCUGAAUUACUGAAGCAAGGGUUCAGCCUCGUACUACCUCGGCAGUUCCUAGUGCGGCACGGCAAGUGGAUGCAGUUGAAGGGUGUCGUUGAAAGGCACCAGGCGGAGGUUGAGUUACUCAAAGAAAUGCGACUCAAGGAGGUGAAUGCUCGGAGAGAAUCGGAGAAAGAGACUGAGAAGUUAAAAGAAGAGAUGGCGAGACUUCAGACUGUGAAGAAAUCGAAGGCCCGUGGGACUAAUCUGAAGUCCAGAUUGGAUGAUGCGGCAUGCGUUUCCGCUAGGAAAGGCAAGGGGAAGGUGCUGGACAGUCCAGCUAAGGAAGCGGUCGACAGGGAAGCUUUCGUUCGUAACGAACGAAAACAGCUACGUGCACUGAAUAAAGAAGCAGUGGUGGCCAUCUGCGAACAAGAAGGUAUCACUUACACCACUCUCGAUCCCACAAAGGAAGACAUUGCGCAGAAGAGGGCGCCCGUUGUUUUCGACGGAGAAGGCGAAGAUAGGGUGUUUCUGUGGUUGAAGUAACGGAAGAUGGGGAGGGGAACUCUGAAACUGGUGUCGGGCGUGAUUCAACUACUUCUUAGAAUCACCCCCGAACG
Chara braunii is the source of this 1318-nucleotide messenger RNA. Lineage: Eukaryota; Viridiplantae; Streptophyta; Charophyceae; Charales; Characeae. The record is from the annotation of a GenBank genome assembly.